AAGCAGAAGAAAAAGAAGUGGAAGCUGCCUGAGGAAGGGAGAGAAUGCUCAUUCUGGUUUCCGUUGGAAUUCACAGUAGACGUAAGUAAUUGGCUAAUGUUGCUGUCAAACCCUAGCUUCCUUCCCUCUCCCUCCAUUUCUUCGUAUCGUUUCUCUCGCAAGCUAUCCCCAAAUACUACAGUGCGCUGCCAAGCCGCAGACCUCCCUCUCCGUGGAGGUUCUACCCCUCCUCGUUGGUUCCAAAUCUCUGGAGCCGUCGAUGUCCCCAAUGGCGCAGGUCUCCCUCAGGACUCGGAGGCAAGUGUCGUGGACGGAUCGCGAAGGAGAACUGUUAUUAGGAAUAAUACGACGAAAGCGAAUGCGAGAGAGAAGCGAUGGUCUCGCGACAAGGAAAGCUACCUCGCUGAUGAUGGCGAUGCACUUCCCCUUCCCAUGACUUAUCCCGACUCCUCUCCUGUCCACCCCGAAGAGAUCGAUCGUCGUCUUCGUUGUGAUCCCGUAUCUCAGGACUGUAAAGAAGUGGUUUACGAAUGGACUGGAAAGUGUAGAAGUUGCCAAGGUACUGGUUUUUUCAGUUAUUACAACAAAAGGGGGAAGGAGAUCACUUGCAAAUGCAUACCUUGCCUCGGAAUUGGUUAUGUUCAGAAAAUUACAGCUCGCAAAGACAUUGAAGUGAUGGAGGACUUGGAUAAUGGAAAGCCUCCUUGACCACGUGCACAAUUAUUAUCUUCCCUUUAUCCAUUUGUUUCAAUUUUGAUGAGCUCCCAAUGGUUUUUUGUAAUGCAAUAUGCUUUCUUCCUUCUUUGGUUUUAUUGUACUCCAUACUAAUUAUGAAGAGGAGUUUCCAUCACAAGGAGGGUGGAAGAGAUAAGGGGAAUGAAUGCAUAUUCCCUUCUUUAUUAUAACAGGAAUAUCUUCCUUUACUUUUUCCCAAAGAAUACUUUACUUUGAGAUUAUAUUCUUUUCUUUGCUUCUCUGACCUACUCAUCU
Molecule: messenger RNA, 990 nt
Organism: Telopea speciosissima
Lineage: Eukaryota; Viridiplantae; Streptophyta; Magnoliopsida; Proteales; Proteaceae
Product: protein disulfide-isomerase SCO2
Exons: 3
Coding region: 97-708 (203 amino acids)
Source: RefSeq, a predicted model, not a curated record